UGCCGAACGCCGCCGAGACCUUGCCGAACCGAGCCGAGCCCCGCCAAGUCCCCGCCGAGGCCCGCCAAGCCAGGGCUCCUCUCCCGGCACCGGCCGUUCUCUGCCGAGGCCUCGGCCCCGGCCCGGUGCGGCCCUGCCGGGGGCUCGGUGCGGCGGGCAGGCCCCCGGCUGACAGCCCUCGGCGCCUUGCAGCGCCGCGGCCUCCCGCCAGGCGGAGCCUGGGGCCGCAGGCGCGGCGCCGUGAGGGCCGGGGCCGGGGGGGCCGCAUGUCCCGGGUGGAGCUGAGGGGCGGCGGGGCCGGCGGCCGGAGCCAGCGGCAGCUCGGGAGGCCGGGGCCGAGCGGGGCUGCCAGCGCCGGGCACGGGGGGCGCAGGCCGGGCCGGAGCUAAGGAGAGAGCACCGCGGUCUGGGCCCUAUCCCUCCCCCCCCCCGCAGCGGUGGAGUUUGGGGCUUCCAGCCCCUCGCUGCCAUUUUCCUUCUCCAGGGGGAGCGGAGAUGCCGCUCGCCCGCAGCCGCCUGGGGCUGCUGCUCCUCGGGGCGCUCCUCACCUUCCUCCUCUUCCUCCUGCACCCUGACGCGGGGAAGCGGGGCCGGCCGGCGGCCAACGCCACCGCACGGACGGGAAUGGCUGCGGGAGAGCCCCCCGUCUUCUACAGGGAGGUUUCUGCAGGGCCCCAGGCCGGCGGCACUGCCAGCCCCGGGAGGCCCGAUGUCCUGUUCCUGCACGGCCAGGCGUUCACCUCCAAGACGUGGGAGGCCUUGGGCACGCUGGCGCUGCUCGCCGGAGAAGGCUACCGUGCAGUCGCAAUAGAUCUGCCCGGCUACGGGGAUUCGCCCCCAGCGGAGAAUGUGGCCACAGCACAGGGCCGGGUGGCUUUCCUGGAUCGCGUCCUCCAGGAGCUGGGCAUGCGGAGGCCCGUUCUCAUCAGCCCCUCCAUGAGCGGCCGCUUUGCCUUGCCCUUCCUCCUGGCACAGGGGGACCGGCUGGCCGGCUUCGUGCCUAUUGCGCCCGUGGGCACCAAGGACUACGCUGCUGAGCAGUAUCACCGGGUCCAGACGCCCACCCUGAUCCUGUACGGUGACCGUGAUGCGAGCCUGGGUCCCCAGGCCCUGCAGAGCCUCCGGCACCUCCCCAGGCACCGCGUGGCCGUGGUGCCCGAUGCCGGGCAUGCCUGCUACCUGGACAAGCCGGAGGACUUCCACCGGGCCCUGCUGGGCUUCCUGCGCCAGCUGAAGUGAGCGCUGCCUCGUCCCCUCUGCUGAGCGGAGGACAGGGGUCCAGGGCGUCCCGUGAGACUGGGAGGCACAGGUGGCUGGCGUGAGGGGUGCUGUUCUCUUUUGGGGUGUCCCCAGGGUGGCAGGGGGGACGGGACUGAGGGUGUCCCUUGCUGGCAGGACAGGGUGUCAUCUGUCACCAGGCCAAUAAACUGAUGCUGCUCUUGG
This is a messenger RNA of Harpia harpyja (harpy eagle), 1443 nucleotides long. It is a transcript of the gene ABHD14A, whose product is annotated as abhydrolase domain containing 14A. The transcript is spliced from 4 exons. Lineage: Eukaryota; Metazoa; Chordata; Aves; Accipitriformes; Accipitridae. Gene Ontology annotation, cellular component: cytoplasm. Bases 496 to 1239 code for a protein of 247 amino acids. The record is from RefSeq and is a predicted model, not a curated record.